GAGAGACCUAGGAAGGGCGGCUGAUUUGUGAGACUAACCAACAAGCUGAAAGACAUCAUGCAAGACAGCCUGGAGCAAAGAGCUUGCCAUCAAUAGAAUCAUGUCAGGGAACACUCCAAAACAACCAGCUAUAAGAAGCCAUCAUCUAUGAUUAAAAGAAGUUAUAUCCAGGACCAUGCAUGUACCACAGCAGAAGAGCCUGAGGCCUCCUUUUACAAUGUAUAUACGUAUAAAGUGGACCGUACAUGCAUGCUACAUGCAACAAAGGCCAGCGAUUGAGAAGCCUGGCCAAAAUCUCAUCCGCCCUGUGUUUGACUGUGGGAGGGAGCAGCUCAAUACUUGACUGAAAGUGGUCGUCAUUCUCUGUUUUACGUUUUAAUAAUCCAUUCUCGUUCACACAGUUAAUGUGCAUGUGACGCUCAUUCAUCUCCAAAAUGAUCUUGUUGUUGCCAAACCAGUUCAAGAUACGACAAGAAAUGAAGAUUUUGAUGAGCUCGAGCAUUCUUCCUCAUUAGUAUUCUCACCUGAGUUUGCCAAUGUGGUCAAUAUCGAUGGAUUGAAAAUUAAAGACGGCAAGGUGUUUGUUAUUUGGAAGUGGCAGGUGUUACAUCCACAAGACAAGACGGUAAUAAUAGUGAGGGGAAUUGCUGUUUGUUUUCGGCCAACGGAACCCCGGACUAUUCAGACGCAGAGUCUGAAACAGUCACACACCAUACCUUUCAAGGUGAUCGGAUGUAUUAAGGAAAAACUAUAUCCAUGCAGAAGUACUCUGAAAAGCAAGUGUACUUAUUGACGAAGGUGUACCUAUACCGGAUCAUCGUGUAGCCAUACACAAGAACCCGUACAGAGGUAUUUGCGAUCUUACUUUUGCGAAGUUCGCAUACUUAUGGUUGUUUGAUGUUCGCAAAACAUUGUUGCACGUAAUAGGAUAAUAGUGUGUCUCCUCGCUGCACUAUGGACAUGCGUAGGAGUUGUCUCCCUCCAGGAGGUCUGGUUUGAUGGAGCGGUGGAGAGCUUUGGAGAGGGCCGUGCAGUUCUUGAUGUCCAGACUCAUGUCCAGGAGGGGGUCAUACGUGUUGGAUGUACGCUGGCACUCGAGGCACUUCACUACAAGGGGGGGAUGAGAAUGUAUAAUAAGGUACAAAUUUGCUGCCCAAUUAAUCCUAGUAAAAGCCGUUAUAUAUAAAUGUACUGAACUAUACAUAGGGCAAAAGGGAUCGAGUCAAGAUUCAUCUACUAUAAUUAUGAGUGUGUACGUGCCUGUAAGUACAUUGAUAGCAAUCUUGAAUGGCAUGCACGCGCGUGCAUAUAACAAGUAAAGAUAAAAGACAAAAAGUUCUGACUGACUUCUCGCCUUAAUUAAUUCCCUCACCUUGACUUCUGUGAUAGCCGCUAAAGAUCUGGUGGAUGACAGUGGUUGCCUUGGAGUGGGGGUCCAGCUUAGUCGGGUAACCAUGGAGACAACUCCUCUGCAGUCCAUCGAUGAAAUAGCGCAGAAACUCGUGAGCAUCUUCUUGUCUUCCGAGUCUAAAGUGCCUCGCGAUGGCUACAAAAAAGAAGAAAAGGAGUCAUGUUAGUAGAACAGUGCCUGAGCAGGCAAAGCAAAUAAUUUAUGCGUCCAUUUUGAAUUAUUAAAAUAGGCAAGUUCACCUCUGAGGUGAUGCACAAUGGAGACUGGUUUGACACAGUUGGCAGUGAUCGAGCACUUGACCACAGUGCUUCUGGAACUCACACAUUGUGCAGAGUCCCGAGAGACCACCUGUUAACAAUGAUCAUCGACAAUUUUUCCACCAUUUGUUUUGAGUCGCUCUGGAUCUCAACGCUCCUUCCCUAUCAGAAGAAAAGGUCCAGAUUCUUAUGCUGAUUUGAGUACUGCCAGGACUAGUACUACUUUUGAGGUAAUAAGAGUGUUAUACACACUCCAUGCAGACCUAAACAUUAUGAAAUCUGUAUACAAGAAGAAUAUAACCUUCUCCUAGAAUACGAAUUCCUGUCUGAUAAAGGUAAGUAAAAGAAGUGUAACAAUUGAUGACAUGGCAUUAAUUAAUUCCAACACAAGUAGGCUGGUUUGUAUCUGUCACUGCAUGCAACAAUUUUUUUAGGCCAACUUGAUGAAAGUCACAGUAUUUCACUUGACGUUAUAAGUGAAAGCACUUAUGUUAUGGAUCGUUUCCUUGAAGAGCCUGAUGACGUGCCCAGUGGAUUGUUACCUGCUCCAGAGGUUGAUUUUAUGGUUGAUUACAAGUUCAUGAAAAUUGGUCUAUAAAACAAGUAUAGUGAAUUGGACAUAGGAACGUAUGACACUCUUCCUCCAUUGAUAAAAGAUGCAUCAUCUAGGCUUCAUUCAGCAGUGUUUAAUGGAGAAGUUACCAAAGUGCGUUUGCUUGUUGAGGUCUUCAAAUGCAGUCCUCAUACUGUUAAUAAAGUAGGUCUUACUGCUUCACACACAGCAGCUGUUAGCGGCAACCUAAGUCUGUUGGAAUACUUUUUGGAAGAUAGAUUGGUUUUUGCAGGAAUUCAAUCCCACACCAACUUGUCUUUACUUCAUGUUGCUGCUUACAAUGGUCACCAGAUGUUAGUUAAGUACCUUGUUAAGGAUCAUCAAAUGGAUCCGCUUCUGUUAGACAAGUGGCUGAAUUCUCCAUUGCAUGAAGCCUGUCUUAAUGGUGAUCUUGAGACCGUGAAGUAUUUGGUGAAUGAAAUUAAAGAGAGUCAACCUUUUUACAUCAAUCAGAAAACAAGCAAUGGGCUUACUUUUAUGCAUUGCGCUGCAAUUUCUGGAAUUGCAAAGCUAAUGGAAUAUCUUCUAAAGGCUUCGUAUGAAAGCCCUCUUAUAGUUCAUAUUGGAGAUAAGUAUGGAAUGACAGCUCUCAUGAUUGCAUCCUAUUAUGGAUACGAAGACAUUGUUGAGCUACUGACGUCAACGGAGUUCACCCCUCAGGACUCAGAAGCUUUGAACAUGAAAGAUAAUUUUGGUGAGUCAGUUCUAUUGAAAGCCUGCUUACAAGGACAGCAAAAGGUGGUUGAAGUGUUGGUUAAAUCGAAAUGUGAUGUCAAUACACAAAAUAUGAAUGGUGAGACUACAUUAAUAGUGGCUGCUCAGAAUGGUGACCUGGGGAUAGUUGAAAUAUUGAUAGACGCUGAUGCUUCUGUAAAUCAACAAAGAAACGAUGGUUCGAGUGCAUUGUAUAUAGCAGCUCAGAAUGGUCAUAUAAGGAUAGUGGAGGCCUUGAUUGCAGCAAAUACCAAUAUUAAUUUGGAAAAUAAAGCAAAGUCUACAGCACUACAUCGAGCUGCUAAUAACGGACAUGACGAGAUAGUGAGAGUGCUCUUGGAUGCAGGUGCUAGAGUUAAUGUUAAGAGUGAGUCUGCUACAACUCCGCUAAUGUCAGCAGCAAUAAAUGGGCACACAAACAUUGUUGAGCAGCUUCUAUUAAAAGGAGCUGACAGGUCAAUUCAAAACAAGUAUCCUGAAGGCUUUAAUACUGCUUACGAUCUGGCUGUAAUACGUGGACAUGUGAAAGUAUGUGAAGUGCUUCGUCGGUAUCCAUAAAUAUAAUAUUGUUUGUCUAUUUGUUUUUACGUUCUAUGAGCUAACUAUAUUCAGAUACAGUCAUUCUUAGUAACAGCACAUUGCAAUCGUAUAUAUAAUUAUAAUGACUCGGAGAGGAAGAAA
Messenger RNA from Halichondria panicea, 3676 nucleotides. RefSeq names its product ankyrin repeat domain-containing protein 29-like. The coding region runs from base 2573 to 3553 and encodes 326 amino acids. The transcript is spliced from 10 exons. Lineage: Eukaryota; Metazoa; Porifera; Demospongiae; Suberitida; Halichondriidae. Gene Ontology annotation, molecular function: protein binding. The record is from RefSeq and is a predicted model, not a curated record.